Brassica napus (rape) is the source of this 1320-nucleotide messenger RNA. RefSeq lists its product as uncharacterized. Bases 1 to 1320 code for a protein of 439 amino acids. The record is from RefSeq and is a predicted model, not a curated record. The transcript is spliced from 4 exons. Lineage: Eukaryota; Viridiplantae; Streptophyta; Magnoliopsida; Brassicales; Brassicaceae.
AUGGAGGGUGUUCAUCAACGAUUCAACAGCUAUGUGCUCUGGUACGUCGACCUUCGAUACGACAGAUUUAAACUUCUCCAUGAAAUCCCUCAUGCUUUGCCCAUUAGCGUGGUUGAGAUUCCAGAGAUCUGUGGCGGUGGCUUCCUGACGAGUAAACAUGAUAUAGUUCUUGAGGAAAGCCGUCGAGAGGUCGUGAAAGCUGCUGACGGAGUCUCUUGCCUUAAAAUGGAUUUACCAGAACUCCCGCCGAGGAUGUUUACAUUAGGAGAAGAGCCCGAUGCAAUCAGGAGCAUUUCGUAUCAUUCUGAUGACACGAAGUUGUUUAAAUCUCUAUGUGAUUGUCUCACAGCUGACGAAUAUGAGGAUCUGAAGGCGUCGAAGUUAGGAGUGUUCAUCAAAUUCAAGGAGCUUGACUUUGGUUGGACUUCAAGGCUGAUACAUUUUUUGCUCUGUUUCCAGCUGGACAUCAAGAAGAAGUUUGAGCUCUGGAGUCUUGUCGUUUCACAACCUGUGAGGUUUUCACUGAUAGAGUUUGAACACCUCACUGGGCUGAACUGCGAUUACAUCAAGGACCUGGAAAAUCCAAGGUGUGAGGUUACGUCGGAGAUGGCUACUUUCUGGGAGAAGAUGCGUGUUGAUAUCGAUACUGGGCCAAGUAUUGAACAGAUAACAGAAGCAUUUUACAACUGCGACGAGUGGUCUCCGGAUGAUCGCAUGCGGCUGGGAUACCUUGCCAUCUACGCAGGAUACAUCGAAGGGAAAAAGUUCUCAUCCGCUACAUCAGCUAGUCUUGCAAGGCUAGUGCUGAUGGAUUCUCUGAAGGCAAAAGACUUGACGCAAACUGGUUACACUGUUGAUGGGUUCAUACAAGUGCUCCAAGUGUGGGCGUACUAUGCUAUGCCAGAAUUGGGUGCUAAUUAUGGGUCUCCCAUACCAAACAGACCGUCUCCACUGUUGCUGGCUUACAAGGGUGGCAAAAGACAACGCAAAUGUUUUAAGGCUGCUAUCAAUAAACAGACUAUCGUGAAGAACUUCGUUCAGAAGGAUUUUGAUGAAAUGUUUCCAAAAUGGGACGGAGACGUAGAUGACCCUGCCGCGGAUAACAUAAUUAAAGUCAUGUUUAAUGAUCCUGGAUGGGAGUGGACCAUGGAAUGCUGGCCAGUCACCGGUACUCGCAAGAUUGUGAAGAUGGAAGUGAGUCCAGUGAAGAAUGAAGUGAGUCCCGUGAAGUCAGAGAGUGUUGUGAAGGAAGAAAGUAGCAGACCUCGGAAGAAAGCUCGUAAGGGUCUUCUGUUUCUGCUGAGACACCUGCGGCGGUAG